Portunus trituberculatus (swimming crab) is the source of this 2777-nucleotide messenger RNA. RefSeq names its product gamma-aminobutyric acid receptor subunit alpha-5-like. Gene Ontology annotation, biological process: monoatomic ion transmembrane transport; chemical synaptic transmission; regulation of membrane potential. Gene Ontology annotation, cellular component: neuron projection; synapse; membrane. Gene Ontology annotation, molecular function: GABA-A receptor activity; neurotransmitter receptor activity; extracellular ligand-gated monoatomic ion channel activity. The transcript is spliced from 11 exons. NCBI's taxonomy places the organism in Eukaryota, Metazoa, Arthropoda, Malacostraca, Decapoda, Portunidae. The record is from RefSeq and is a predicted model, not a curated record. Bases 6 to 1601 code for a protein of 531 amino acids.
CCAUUAUGCUGUUGGGAAGAAGCUGUCAUCUCUUGUCAGCGAUAUUUGGGAUCCUCCUCCUCCUCAACUUCCUCACCAUCCCUAGAGCCGCCGGGUCAAGUGGCCACCAGGUGCAGACUCAGGUGUACACCAACAACAUCUCCUCCCUGCUGGACAGCCUGCUGCUGGGAUACGACCACCAGCUCCGUCCCUCGCACGGAGGCGCCCCUACUACAGUGGAGAUCGACAUCGAGGUUCGCAGCAUGGGACAGAUUUCCGAGAUGGACAUGAGUUUCUCGAUGGACUGUUACUUCCGCCAAUCGUGGGUGGACGAGCGGCUGGCCUUCCCGCUGCCUGGGGAGCCCUUCACACUGUCCCUGGCGGUGCUGGACAAGCUAUGGAAGCCAGACACCUUCAUCCACAACGGCAGGCAGAGCCACAUCCACCUCCUCACUGCGCCCAACAAGUUUAUCAGACUGUACCGCAGCGGCAGGAUCCUCUACUCCGCCAGGCUGACCAUCAACGCGUACUGCCCCAUGAGUCUUCACAACUUCCCGAUGGACACCCAGCGCUGCCCUCUCAAGAUGGGCUCCUUCGCGUACACUACCAGGGACGUCGUGUAUCGCUGGAACGGUGACAGGCAGGUGGUCAUCGCACCGGACCUCAUGCUGUCCCAGUUUGACCUAAUCGCCACUCCCUCGGGAUUUGAGAACACCACGCGGCUCACGGGGGAGUUCUCAACACUCCUGGCCAGCUUCCACCUGCAGCGCCACAUGGGCAACUUCCUGAUCCAGGUGUACGGGCCGUGCAUGCUGCUGGUGGUCCUCUCCUGGGUAUCCUUCUGGCUCAACAGAGAGGCCACGUCCGACCGCAUCUCUCUUGGUAUCACAACGGUGCUCACCAUGACAUUCCUCGGGCUGGAGGCGAGGACUGACCUGCCCAAAGUGUCCUAUUCCACUGCUCUUGACCUGUUCGUGUGGCUGUCCUAUGGAUUUAUCUUUGCCACCAUCAUUGAGUUUGCCUUCGUGCACCUCUUCACCAAAGUGGGAUCUGGGGAGGUGUACGAGUGGGAAUCUUCCGAGGACGAGGAUAACAACAAUGAUGAUAAUGAUGGCGAGGAAGCUGAUGACAGUGACGCGCUGGAGGACGAACAGACGACAGUGGCGCGCACCAUCAUGCUGCUAAAGGCUAAAGGGAAGAGAACCUGCGUGUCCAGUGAGAUCAACAAUGCUGCUGGCUAUCCUUAUCCCUGCCCCUCUUCACCCUUAUCUCUUUCUCCAACACUGCCAACUAGCAAUAGCAGCAAUAGCAACAGCAGCAGCAACAGGCCUCCAUCCUUGGCUGAGGCCCCCAACACUGCCCCGUCAGCCUCAGCCACACCGUUCAUCGUGUGUCAGCAAGAGGGAGCCAUCCACUCCUCACAGCUCACACUACCCUGCUCUUCCCUCAUUGCCAGGGAGAGGAGAGGAGCCUUGAAGCAUCGGCCACAUGACAAGAGGCGCUACACAAGGCACAAAAUGAAUUCAGUCUCAUAUAUUGACGAAGCAUCUAGAGUGUUGUUCCCACUGAUAUUCCUUUGUAUAAAUCUGCUGUACUGGUGCACUUACCUGCCUGCUGCCUAACACCACCCUCACCACAGCUGUGCUGGUGCCCCUACCUGCCUGCUACCUAACACCACCAUCACCACAGCUGUACUGGUGCACCUACCUGCCUGCUGCCUAACACCACCCUCACCACAGCUGUACUGGUGCACCUACCUGUCUGCUGCCUAACACCAUCACCGCAGUUGUACUGGUGCACCCACCUUCUUGUUGCCGAACCCCAUUACAACAGAUGUGCUAUAUAGUGCAUCACCUGCCUGCUGCCUAAUUCCACUGCCUACAGCCCAACAUCACUACCAGCUGUCCGGUACCACCACCAGCUGCCCAGCACCACCACCUAAACCCAAUACUACCCUAUGCUCCCCAGCACCACCAUCAUCACUGCCUGCAUCUCUCUUCUGUUCACAAUCCAGUGGGAUUUUUCAGACAUACAAAACAAAGGAUAGAAAAUCGGUUGGCCUAUUAAUAGCAACCGAUGGAGGGUAAAUUUUGCAGACACAAACUCGAGUGUCCUCAGCACCAAUACAUUUCCCUUCAGCCGCAAGUAAAACUAUGGCGAGUCUGUACGGUCAUUGUUUUAACACAACUUGCAUUCUUUCACAAAUUUACCCAAUCGAGAGGCGGAACAAAGAGCUAAUUGUAGGAGGCAGGAAGUCACGCUCCCUCAAAACCUACCCCGAGACACUGCCUAGCUACUCUUCACACACCCACUCAGCCCAACGUCCUUCCUUUCGGCCUAUAGGGAACUGGGUCUUUCUCUCUCUCCCUAUCUGUUUAUCCAUAUCGAUCUAUCUAUCUAUGUCUGCUUAUCUAUCUAAUCUAACUAUCUAUCUGCCUUAUACAAUGCAAUUUGUUUAUUCAUGAUCUAAACAUUUACAAAUCUGUACAUACUAUAUUGAUACUUAAAUUCCCCCUGAUUACUGACUGGCCUGUAGUAUUGUGAACUGGAGAUGAGAAAGAUCGUGUGUGUGUGUGUGUGUGUGUGUGUGUGUGUGUGUGUGUGUGUGUGUGUGUGUGUGUGUGUGUGUGUGUGUGUGUGUGUGUGUGUGGAGAAUCUGGAUAAUACACACAAGGAAAUCCCUAUCUCUAUAAGACUACAUAAAGUCAGCGGGAAAGUAUGAAUAAAGAAAAGAUAUCGGACACAGCGGCGUUAUUUGUCCUAACCUGUGAACUUCUGGCCCGCUAUGCCGUCCUUGC